Aphidius gifuensis is the source of this 3040-nucleotide messenger RNA. RefSeq names its product cGMP-dependent 3',5'-cyclic phosphodiesterase-like. Gene Ontology annotation, biological process: cGMP catabolic process; positive regulation of gene expression; negative regulation of receptor guanylyl cyclase signaling pathway. Bases 667 to 2820 code for a protein of 717 amino acids. Gene Ontology annotation, molecular function: 3',5'-cyclic-AMP phosphodiesterase activity; 3',5'-cyclic-GMP phosphodiesterase activity; 3',5'-cGMP-stimulated cyclic-nucleotide phosphodiesterase activity. The record is from RefSeq and is a predicted model, not a curated record. Lineage: Eukaryota; Metazoa; Arthropoda; Insecta; Hymenoptera; Braconidae. Gene Ontology annotation, cellular component: mitochondrial matrix; cytosol; nucleus. The transcript has 7 exons.
UUCCCCCCUCUGUCACGUUUUUAUUUCCAUGUAGAUUUAUUUAUUUAUUUAUUAUUAUUGAAGACACACACAAGUAAACAGUUGACAAGAGUACAAGACUGUUUGUUUUUAUUCUGUUAUUAAAUUUAUUUUAUUUUUUUCAUUUUAUUUCGUCGUGUGUCUUUGAUCGGGUCAGUUGUAAUUCUCUCUGCUCAUCCAUCAAAUUAGUUGUUAAAAAUUUUUUUUUUUUUAUCAAUAAAUAAUAUAAAAACAUUAACAUAAUUUAUUAACUUUAUUAUUUAUAAAUUUACGGCGUAAAUAAAUUUAUUUUUGCCAGUUAAAAAAACUGAAAAUUAUUAAUUUUUUAGUCGGUUUUUUUUGUUUAAAGAAAAAAAAAUUUAAUAAUAAUCGAUUUUAUUUUCGUCAGUAUUACAAAUAGGUAUAUAUAUUUUCUAUAAUUUUUUUUUAUGAAAAAAUAAAUCAGCACAAGUUUCAAUUAAAUCAUUUAUUUAAAUUGAGAAAAAAAAAAUGUGAGGAAUGUUGUGGUAUUUAGUUGUGACAUAAAUUUACCAUGCUUGAAAAAAGUCUACUUUGAAGGUUGAAUUUUUUUUUUUUCUUAUUUCUUUUAAUUCCUAAAAUACAUUAAGUAAUAUUUAAAAAAAAAAUUUAAAAAUAUCAACAUUCAAUAUGGAGCAUGAAGAAAAAGAUAAAAUACUUUUGUUGAUUGAAAAUUUGGCUGAUCUUCCAUGUACUUUGGUUCAACAAAAUUUGAAUAAAUACAUACAAAAUGAAACUGGUGCUAAAUUAUCAUUUCUUGCACCAAUAUUACAAGAAACAGAAGAAAUUGUUGUUCAUGUUGUUGGUGAUGAAAUUCUCGACAGGGGUCUUCGUUUUUCGAUAUCUGAUGAUAUUUUAAAUGAAACAUUAAAAACAAGAAAAUCAUUGGAUCCAGAACCAUCAAAGCUUGAUUAUGAAUUGUUACAAAAAUUAAGUUCAAUUAUAAAUCCAUCACCAGAUCAAUUUUUCAGUGUAGCAAUAAGACAUCCAUUGAAAAAAAAUGUUGCACUUAUUGUUGGUAUUGUAAAUAUUCAAACAGAUAUUGAUUUUAAAGAUAAUUGUUUAAAAAUAAUAAAACAAUGCUUUAAAUAUUGUCUUGGAUUAUUUUUAUCAUCACUUAAAUAUGAAGAAGAAAAAAGAUUAAAAGAACAAUGUCAAGAUCUUUUACGAAUAUCAAGAAAGUUAUUUUUACAUCUUGGUGAUUUACCAGAUUUAUUAAAAGAAAUAAUGAUUGAAGCAAGAAGAUUAACAAAUGCUGAAAGAUGUUCAUUAUUUUUAUUGGAUACUGAAAAUAAUGAACUUGUUGCUAAAGUAUUUGAUGGUCAAUCAUUAAUGACAGAUGAAAUGCGUUUAUCAGUUGAUCAAGGUGUUGCUGGUAAAGUUGCAAAAUCUGGAAAUCUUUUAAAUAUAAGAGAUGCAUAUAAUCAUCCACUUUUUUAUUCUGGUUUUGAUGAAGCAACUGGAUUCAAAACAAAAAAUAUAUUAUGUUUUCCAAUACGUGAUGAAAAAGGAAUAGUAGGUGUUGCACAAUUAUGUAAUAAAGUUAAUGGUCUUUAUUUUGAUAUUUGUGAUGAAGAAGUUGCAAUGGCAUUUAGUAUUUAUUGUGGUAUAUCAAUAAUGCACAGUAUUGUUUAUAAAAAAAUACAAGAUUCACAAGCAAGAAGUAAACUCAGUAAUGAAUUAAUGAUGUAUCACAUGCAGGUUGAAGAAGAUUCUGUAAUGAAUGUGGUAAAUUGUCAUGCUGAUCAUGUACUUGAAGAUUUUGAUAAAUUUUCAUUUAAUCCAAAAACAAUACCAGAACAACAUACACCUUGUUUUGUGUUAAAAAUGUUUGAUGAUUUGGAUCUUAUAAAACAUUGGAGAAUAAAAAGAAAAACAAUGAUAAAAUUUAUUUUGUAUGUUAAAAAAGGCUACAGAGAUGCACCAUAUCAUAAUUGGUUGCAUGCAUUUUCAGUAACUCAUUUUGCUUAUCUUAUGAUGAAAAAUUUAAAAUUAAUAAAUGAAAAAUACAUGACAGAACUUGAAGCAUUAGUAUUUCUUGUAUCAUGUUUAUGUCAUGACAUUGAUCAUCGUGGUACAAAUAAUUCAUUUCAAACACAAAGUGGUACUGUACUUGCUAGUUUAUAUAGCUCAGAAGGUUCUGUUAUGGAACGACAUCAUUUAGCUCAAUCAAUGUGUAUAUUAAAUACUGAAGAUUGUAAUAUAUUUGAAAGUUUAACAAGUGAUGAUUACAGUGAGGCUCUUGAUUUAUUAAGAAAUAAUAUAUUAUCAACUGAUUUAGCAUCACAUUUUCGUACAGUGGAAAUACAAGAUAAAAUUAUUAAAAAUGGAUAUGAUAAAAAUGAUUUAAAACAAAAAAAAUCAAUUAAUGCAAUGUUUAUGACUUGUUGUGAUAUAAGUGAUCAAACAAAAGAUUGGCUAACAUCUAAAAAAACAGCUGAACGUAUUUAUGAUGAAUUUUUUUCACAAGGUGAUCUUGAAAAAAGUAUGGGAACAUCACCUAUUGAAAUGAUGGAUCGGGAAAAAGCAUCAAUACCAAAAUUACAAGAACAAUUUAUAUCAAAUCUUGUAUUACCAUUAUUUAAAAAUUUAGCUAAAUUAUUUCCAAAAGCAAAGAUUAUUGUUGAUACAAUUAUUAAAAAUCGUGAUAUUUGGCUUGCUGCCAUACCAAUAUUUAAUGAUUACGGUAAAAAAGGAAUUAAAAAUAUGGAUAUACUUAUUGAUACAAAUAUCGAAAAGGAAAUAUUACAAGCCUAUGAAAAACACACAAAUUCCAUUGAAUAAUUUUAGUUAUCAAUGAGCAAUAAUUGCCUGCAUCAUUACCAAAAAUAAAAAAAAAAAAAAAGCAAAUAAGAUAUAUUUAAUAAAAUUUUACAAGUAAUAAUAAUAAUAUUAAUAAUUGGCAAAAAUAAUGCUGAUAUUAUCAAAGAAAACUUAAAUUGUUUUAAUAAUUUAUAUAAAUUAAUUGCGCUGGCGCAUUUAUUUAUUAUUUAUAUUAGAUAAU